Paramecium tetraurelia is the source of this 810-nucleotide messenger RNA. RefSeq lists its product as uncharacterized. The record is from RefSeq and is a predicted model, not a curated record. Lineage: Eukaryota; Ciliophora; Oligohymenophorea; Peniculida; Parameciidae. Gene Ontology annotation, biological process: axoneme assembly. The transcript has 3 exons.
AUGGCAACAUUUUAAGAGAGGUUCAAGGGGAAAACAUCAGUGAUGGGUAAAAAUGGAUUAGAAUCUGUAUUGAAUUCAUGUCAAUAGCCCAUCAAGAAGGAACUUGAUUAUCAAAAUAGGCCACCUCCUCCAAUGUAUUAGCCCCUCUAACAACAAACAAAUAUUUAAAUAUCUCCAACAAAAAUUUAAUACAGCAAUCAUACAAAAAAUCAAACCCUAUUUUAGUAUAACCCCUAUAAUGGGGAACAAUAAAUAUUGGACUCUCUUCAAUACUUAAGUCAAUAAUACUACUUUUAGCCAAAGGCCAGCUAUCAAGUAACUACAGAACCACAGAAGAAAGAAGACAAUCGAUCAAAAUCAGCUAAAUAAAAAGUGGAGUCAGCAGAUGAAACAAAACGCUACAAGCCAUACACUAUACAGGAUUAUGAAAUUAUGAAGAAGACUGCAAAUGCAAAAUUGGGAGGCUUGGGUCCAAAUCUGAGUGGAGAGGAAUGGGCAAAAGAAAGAGAAAAGGUAUUAAAGCGUUAAGAAUUUGCAGAAUAAGUUAGAUAAUUCAAUACAACCAACAUUGUAAGUACAAGAAUAAAAGAGCCUAAGUAAUCUGAACCUAAUGCAAGAACUAAAGCUAUGGAUUUUGCUAGAAAUAUCCCUAAACCCUAAACAAGGAAAAAAGAUGAAUAGCCUUUUAGAAGUACUCCAAAUAAACCUUCAGAUAACAAUAAUGUUAGCAAAGAUCCUUUUGAUGAUGAAAUUGCUCGUCUUGAGAAAGAACACUUAAAAUAUUUGAACUAAUUGGAUAAAAUGAAAUGA